Molecule: messenger RNA, 2218 nt
Organism: Ciona intestinalis (vase tunicate)
Lineage: Eukaryota; Metazoa; Chordata; Ascidiacea; Phlebobranchia; Cionidae
Source: RefSeq, a predicted model, not a curated record
CACAUUAACAUUACUGUGUAUAUAAUAACCAACAAUCUCAGAGUUCUAUUUGACCAGCUCUGUUAAAUCGAGAUAAUGUCGACGAAAAGUUUAGGGUAUUUAGUUUUGUUUAUGAUAUGGAUAAUAUUGCCAGCAAUUGUACUAAGCGAAGGAAAACUUUCAUUCUACAGAGGAACAACAGAAGAACACUCAUACUCUUUCAAGGAUACAACGAUAACUGAAUUUCUUUUCAAUAUGUGUUUCCAAACGCCACCAAAAGCCGUUUCCGUCAAAGUGAAACCAGCAGACAGUUCAGUAGAAAUUAAUUUCGACGUUAUUGUGCUCGAAAUAUCACAUGACAGAGUUCAAGUACGAUUGGAACGAAUUGACGAUACCCAGGGCUGGGAUUGGAUGUUAUUAACCGUGGAAUGGAUUGUUUACACUGACGAUGUUGGGUCUGAUUGGCAAAAAUACAACGGUUACGCCUACAAAGCUCUGCAGGGGGUUACGACGUAUGAAAAGGCAAGAGAGGCGUGUCGUUCAGAGGGGGCGUGGCUGCCGGUAUUUGGACCAAUGGAAAUUGCCGCCAAUGGUGGAAAUAAUUACAAUGAUAUAUUUGGGGACCGUCACUGGAUAGGAUUAAAAAGGGAAAAUGGAAAUGGAAAGUUUUUCUGGGAAAACUGGACAAAGUUGUCGUUGGAUAGCUACUGGAAACCUGGGGAACCUCACCAAAACAAGUUCUGCGUCAUUAGUCACACGGGCAACAAGUGGAAAACACAGGAUUGCGACCAAACAAGUAGCGUGGUAUGCGAGCGAAUCGCGCCGGUUCAUGAUGAUGGCGGUCCAUAAGAAAUAUUUGAAUAAAUGUAUGAAUGAAUGAAAGUAACUUGCUUUAUUCUUGCGUGGCAGGAAAACGACAGUCAUUAUAACACGGGUGUUCUGUUUCAUACACCUCGUGCCUGCUGCUUACGAGUUACCACAUGUAUAACUUUGCGAGAAAUUGUUUGUCAUUUAUUUUAGUAUAUAUAUUUUUAUUGUAUGGCUGGCAAUUUAACCAUUAUAGUGACCACUGGUUUGGAGCAAUUGUCGUUAAGCGUCUUGCCCAAUGAUACAUACGCCCACAAUGGUGGGAGUGUUUGCUAUUCCAAAUUUUCACAUAAUAUUUCAAAGAAUUUAUUAUUCUCUAGAAUCGUAAUUAUAGUUUUAGUAGUUUUUAUAACAAGCACUAUAUACGCCCAUGUAAAUAAGCGAAGUUGAAAUAGCAAGGCAAAAUAUUUGAUCAGCAGUGAUUACUCGUGUGUUGUGAAAUGUACGAAUCAUUGCUCUGUAUAUUUCCAUAAACCGAAUAAACUAUAAAUAUACCAAACAGAUUGCGAAAUUGUAAAAAAAAGGAAUCAGAAAACGACUUUAAGUUGCUAUAAUUUAAGAAAAUGGUUUAUGCAUAUUAUGUAAGACUCGCACUUUAAUUCAUUAUGCGUGUUUUUAUAUGUAUAGUGGGGCGGGACACAUUUAGUACAUCAUAUUCACAUAUCUUGAUCGUGUUUUAAACAAUUAACAACGGUCUAUGGGAAUCGUGAAGCUAUAUUUUUAUAGUUCCUUGAAUGUUUUUGUGCCCCAUCUUUACCCGCCCCACUAUAUAUUGUCAUUCAUAUACUUUAUUUUACCUGUUUAUUUAACGGUAAAACAGUGUCUCGCUACGAAAUGUAUCAAAAUAACUAUAAAAUGACAAAUUUCCAUCAAAGUUAUAUUGAAAUGCUCUUAAAUAAAUAAAGUUUGCAGCAAAAACUUUAACAGCUAUAUUGUACUGGGAGGUAAGAUAUGGAUGCGUCAGCACACUAUAUCCAAUAUUUUCUAAUUCGUUUUUUUAACAAUUACCAACUUUAUAUUAUAGAUUUAAUGAUACGGUUAUAUAAUUUUGCAAUUUUUUUUUGUUUACUACCAAAUGGGCCAUAAAAGAAAAUAAAAACAUAAAACAUUUUACCCUACUUUAUGUGUAGCUUAUAUAUAAGUAUGUAAUAAGUUGAAGUAUAAAUAUAUGGUAGGGUGGGGGAAAAAGGGUCACCUUUUAAUUAUAUCUUGCCGACCAAUUUGGUAAAAAACAAAGAUCAUUCAAAUAAUUAUAAAACCGUAUCCUCACGACUCCCAUAGACCGUUGUUUGUUUAAAACACGAUCAGGAUAUUUUAAUAAUAUGUGCUAAAGGUGUCCUAUAUUACGCCACCGUAAUAUAUCUAAAUAGUA